AGUUCUAUCCAGGAGUCCCAAAAAAUGCCUUGCUACAGAACCAGACUAGGGACUGCUAGUGGAGGGAAAGAUCUGAAGAGCAGUGAAGCUCUACUGAAGCUGCAGUACACUAGGAUAUCACCAGCCCAAUGAAAGUGAGGUCCUGAUUAAUGUGAAACUAGGUUUGGUGCUUCUCUGGGCUCCUUCCUACUGGGACUGGUGCAGAGCUGGCAAUUGAGGUCCCACAGAGAAAGCGUACAGGCAGAAGAAAAGGGAGAAGUCUUGGCCAGGAUCCAGCUGUCAAUGGGAAGAGCACAGCUGAGUGCAAAGCCAGUGAAGGAGAAGGAGGAAGAUGACACAGCAGGAUCCUUGGCCUGCCACUGAGCGACUCUCUCCAUGUGAGCAGCUCAUUUCCCUGCUCUGUCACUCUUCUGCUCUGCACACACAGCCUGUUCUAUAGGCCAGGACCAGGUUUCUGCAACACAAGGCACAAAGGACCCUUGAACAGCUUAGAAGGGUCCAAACCGACUCUUCUGCUGAGCUUCCACUUCACAUCAAGAUGGCGGCGCCUCUCGCCAGCAAGGCAGGGUCCGCCGGCACCACCAGCAAGCCUCCCUUCCCGGAGCUGGAUUUCCGAUCGGGAGCCAGGGUGGAGGAAUUAAAUAAACUCAUCCAGGAAUUCACCAAGCACGAUCAGAGGGAGUACGACGACCAGCGAGCCCUGGAGAUCCACACGGCCAAGGACUUCAUCUUCUCCAUGCUGGGCAUGGUUCAGAAACUCGACCAGAAGCUGCCUGUAGCCAACGAGUACCUGCUGCUGUCGGGCGGCGUGCGGGAAGGUGUGGUGGACAUUGACCUCGAUGAGCUGAAUGUUUAUGCCCGGGGCACAGACUACGACAUGGACUUCACACUGCUGGUGCCCGCGCUGAAGCUGCACGACCGCAACCAGCCGGUGACGCUGGACAUGCGCCACUCGGCCCUGUGCCACUCCUGGCUGAGCCUGCGCCUCUUCGACGAAGGAACCAUCAGCAAAUGGAAGGACUGCUGCACCAUCGUGGACCAUAUCAACGGAGCUACCAACUACUUCUUCUCCCCAACAAAAGUUGCGGACUGGUUCUAUGAGUCUAUUAGUAUUGUGCUCUCUGAGAUCCAGAAAAAGCCCCAGCGAGGGAUGCCAAAGGUGGAGAAGGUAGAAAAGAAUGGGACUAUCAUAUCCAUUAUUUUGGGAGUGGGCAGCAGCCGCAUGCUGUAUGACAUUGUCCCUGUGGUGUCCUUCAAAGGCUGGCCAGCUGUGGCACAGAGCUGGCUGAUGGAGAACCACUUCUGGGAUGGGAAGAUCACGGAGGAGGAAGUCAUAAGUGGGUUUUACUUAGUGCCUGCAUGUUCCUACAAGGGGAAGAAGGACAAUGAAUGGAGGCUGUCAUUUGCCAGGAGUGAAGUGCAGCUGAAAAAGUGCAUCUCCAGCAGCCUCAUGCAAGCCUACCAGGCCUGCAAAGCCAUCAUCAUCAAACUGCUGUCCCGCCCCAAAGCCAUUAGUCCAUAUCACCUGCGGAGCAUGAUGCUGUGGGCUUGUGACAGGCUGCCAGCCAGCUACCUGGCCCAGGAGGAUUACGCAGCCCAUUUCCUCCUGGGUCUCAUUGAUGAUCUCCAGCACUGCUUGGUCAACAAGAUGUGCCCUAACUACUUCAUCCCGCAGUGCAACAUGCUGGAGCACCUCUCGGAAGACACCGUCAUGCUCCACGCGCGGAAGCUGUCCUCGGUGCGCUCCGACCCUGCCGAGCACCUCCGAACUGCCAUCGAACACGUCAAGGCAGCCAACAGGCUCACCCUGGAGCUGCAGCGGCGGGGCAGCACCACCAGCAUCCCCUCCCCGCAGUCCGAUGGAGGGGACCCCAACCAGCCUGACGACCGGUUAGCCAAAAAGUUGCAACAGCUAGUGACUGAGAACCCUGGAAAGUCCAUCUCUGUCUUCAUUAAUCCAGAUGAUGUCACAAGGCCCCACUUCAGAAUUGAUGAUAAAUUUUUCUGAGCUUUCGUCAGCGUUUCUUGGGAUUUUUAUUUGUUUUGGUUUUUAAAACUCUUGCAGCGUGCAGGUUUUUUAAUUUGGUUUUCCUUGAUGACUUAGUCUCUUGGUUUUUACAUAUCCAGCAUAGAUUGAAUCUAUUGAGAACAAUCUGAACAAAUUAUAAAUCCUGUUUCUGCAGGACAGUGCAGAUUUUGGAACUGUAUAUUACUAUUUCAUAUGCUGCUUUUUUUUUUUUUCACCCACCCUGCCCCACUGUCUGUGAGUAGUUUCUAAAGGAGGACAUGCAUCGUAAACACAAGCCACAGUGUAACGUAGGGGUUUUUCCACGCUUCCAUAAUUUAUGUACAUUGUUGGGCCGGGAGAAAGAGACAACUCGCCUUCCAUUGCUUCAGAAAUUUACUUCUUUUUCCAUGAGCUUCCAUCACCCUAAAGAAAUGAGGAGAGGCUGGGUUGGAAAGCACUACUGGUAAUCUGACAAGGCCAAAUCUACUGGGCUGAAGCCCAGUUCAUCUCUUCUUCACAUUUCUGAUACAGGGGAGAAAGCCGACUUUAAAGAUGAUGAUGCAGCUUUUUGGGGAAAGAGUUGUUUCUGUUUUGAUCUACUUUUUGAAUGUAAUUGUUCAUUAAUUGGACCUUGUACAGUCCAGAGGGUUGUUUCUGCUGCUUUUCCAUGCGGAAUAAGGUUAUGGAAUGUUAGUUUUAGUGUGCGUAAUUAUUCAAAGCCUUAUUUAAAUUCUAUUAAAGAACAUACCAUUUUAAAUGUAAUUGCACUAAUGAAAUCUCUGCCAUUACCUCAGUCCCACUGUUUGUGUUUCUUUCAUGAAUUAGCAUCUGUUAUUAGGUCUCAAUAUUGCUGAUUGCUUGAGACCCCUCUGGUCUCAUGGUUUCAGGUGAUUUCUUGAUUGUCUUUUGUAAAAGACUUCCUUGUUAGCCCGGCUAUGUGUGAGCAGUCAGAGUUUUGCAUUGGCAUAUUUCUUUGGAUGCGUAUUGUGUGUUGCAGUGCAUAUUGCAUUAAUAUGUAUUGCAUGUUGUUGAAACAGGUUUACCAUUAGAUAAGGAUGUAAUGCUAAAGCAGUGGUAUGUGCAAAGUGAAUCAGCCAGACCUCCAGCAAAGGAGCUACCUUGCUUCUCAAAUGCAUGUAUUAGGCCUGAUCCUUUCUGGCAGUUACCAUUCCCUGGACUCCUGAGAACUUUCUGACUCACCCUGGGACAUGGGAGAUCUUACUCUGGUCUCAUGUUUGCAAAAGUUGUGUUUGUAUGUAAACUUGUGGUGCAACAGUAGCCUUGAAAAACACAUACACUUUUCUUCUGUGUGUAGGGUAAGAUGUAUGGUAACAAGGGUUAGUCUGAGCCAAAAAUAAUUCCAAGAGUUCAAGGAUAGAGUGACUUAUUGUGGCUGGCUGGCCAGUGACUGAUAUUUAGGCCUUAAAUCAGCAAUUUGGGCUUACUGAUUAUCCCAGAGACGCUGUUCUGAUCCAAACUUGAUGCAUGUGUUAAAAUGUGAUUAUUAGAGCAGGUUGAAGUAUUUUUUAAAUAUUUGACAGACAAAUGAGGUGCAUAUCUAGUAAAUCCUAACUGAUAAAAAUUGUGUAUGAAAAAUGUGUCACUUUUUCAGUCCAGCCUUUGUGGUAAAGAAACCAGGCUGGUGGAGCAGCACACCAACAGCUUUGGCAACUGCUUUAUUAGAUGGCAGGGAGGUUUCAAUACCUGAUCUGGUGCCCAAGUCAUGUCUUAAACCUUUAGCUCAUCCAUCUCUUGGGCUUAAUUAAAAACUUCACCCCAUUGCUAUAGCCAAGAUGUUCACAUUUACCUGAAUUUACCGGUACACACUUACAAGAAGCUCUCAGAAGUUGCUGGCCUGAUGGAGUGGAUGAGGAUUUAACCUUAAAGCACAAUUGGCUCUUGAUGUGAGCCCCGUGCAGCUGCAGUUUGGUCUGGGGAAGGACAUGGAUUGGCUUCAGCCGAAGCAGAGCCAGGUCCUACCCAUGUGGCUAUUGCCAAAGAUGAGUUUCCAUAUAAACCUGUGAAACCUGCCUGGGGGAGGCAGGAGAAACAACAGGGAAUCCUCUCCAGAAGUGCGUGGAAAAUGCAGAUUUGUUGAAAUGUUUUCUUCCCCAGUCUCUGGGACUUCUGUUUGUUGAAAGAAGAGUCUGGGCUGCAGGAUGAAGUUUCCCAUCACUACGUGAGAAAUCUGCUCAGCACAAAGCAGCAGUAGCCUGGCAGGCAGAGUACUCUCCCAGGAGACCCAUUGUCUGUGCCAGUGCUCCUGAGAUAUGCAGAAACACAGCCUUCCUCAUGCCAGUUCAAUGUCCUGGUGACCAGCAGUUUGACUAGCCCAUGUCAAGCUCUGGUGUGUGCUCCUUUUUUUGGUUUUAAUUAAAAAAACAUUUUGAAAAGUA
Messenger RNA from Passer domesticus (house sparrow), 4404 nucleotides. It is a transcript of the gene MB21D2, whose product is annotated as Mab-21 domain containing 2. The transcript is spliced from 4 exons. The coding region runs from base 539 to 2008 and encodes 489 amino acids. The record is from RefSeq and is a predicted model, not a curated record. Lineage: Eukaryota; Metazoa; Chordata; Aves; Passeriformes; Passeridae.